AACCACGACGUUGACCGUUGUUCAUUUCUUCCAAGAGACUUUGACAGUCUACACAUACUAUCAUUCCACAUUGCCUAUCUCCAAUGCCUUCCUCCGUUGACUCCCUGGAUCUUGUUGGUCGCUUUCUAGAUGAUGGUCGUCUGCAACUGUUGGAUUGCAUCGGCACCGGAACGCAUGGGGUUAUCUAUCGUGCACUUGCUAUGCCAUUCGGAGACCAAGCAUCUGAAUAUCGUGCCAUCAAGUGUAUUCGCAGACCCACGAACGGCGAGACGCAAUUAAGCGAGUUUGCAAAUCACGUCAGGGUCUCCAAUCACGACAACAUUACUACCUUACACCAUAUCUUCCACGAUGAAACCUUUGUAUAUGCGGAACUCGACUUUUGUCCUGAUGGAACUCUACUUGAUGCGAUAAAUGGACGACAAAUAUUUCACAAGCAACCCGAACUUGUGCGCGCAGCUGUUCUUCAACUAGUCGAUGCCGUUCACUACUGUCACGAACAAGGCGUCUUCCAUCGCGAUCUGAAACCAGAGAAUAUCAUGUGCUCUUUGGAUGGUUCAUAUCUACGAGUAGUCGACUUUGGCAUGUCUAUAGAUACUUGUGUGUCUGAAGAUUUCGGGCGAGGCAGUGUUUGGUACAUGAGCCCAGAAUGCCUAGCAGAAGAGUUCAAGCUCCCCGACUACUCCGUCCGGCACAGUGAUAUAUGGUCCGUCGGGAUUCUUAUGAUCAACAUCCUCUGUGCCCGGUCGCCUUGGGAAAGGGCAACAUCCUCACACAAACACUUCAACAAUUUUCUACAAGACCCGAACUAUCUGCGGACUGUCUUGCCUAUCUCUUACGAAGUUCAGAGCGUACUCAAGUCCGUCCUCACUAUUAACCCCAUGUCACGUAUCUCUCUCCCAGAACUUCGAGGACGCGUUGGCGCCAUAGAUACUUGGUACAUGUCUGACGAAGACCUUGCCCGUGCUUCCCCUUCUGUUCAAUGGGCCGCCAAAUACUAUGCCUCUGAGAUUCCCUCGUCCAGCUCUAUACCUAGCAUCAGUGUAACGUCGUCCAGAAGCAGCACAGCUAGCCAUAGCAGCUCGAACUCCGAAAGCUCUGGGGAAGAAGGUUUUCUGUAUCCAAGCCCUGCCCUAGGUCUAGAGCCCUUGGGAAUGCAUGAACCACAGCCCAUUCUCGCGCGCAUUGCACGAUCCUUGAGCAGUGAUUCUUCAAGCAGUUCAGAUGAUGAGAGUGAAGGCCCUGAUACGCCGUAUUCGAUACCUGUGGAUCCGGACGUGGAGGUACCAGAGCUGGGCGAAGAGGAGGGUAUUGGUGCAAGCCUGCGGGUUCCCUUGUUCAGUCCUACAAAGGGUAUGAAUAGAGCGCGCAGUUUUCGUUCGGCGUCAUGGACGUCUCGUGAUGGAAGCAAAAUGCUUGGCGUUGAGCGUGUACGGCCAAGGGCGAUAUCAGGGUCAAUUGCAAGGAUGGACAGGGAAUAGUAGGAGGUUUUUU
Desarmillaria tabescens is the source of this 1491-nucleotide messenger RNA. RefSeq names its product serine/threonine protein kinase, negative regulator of sexual conjugation and meiosis. The record is from RefSeq and is a predicted model, not a curated record. Gene Ontology annotation, biological process: regulation of autophagy; peptidyl-serine phosphorylation; autophagosome assembly. The coding region runs from base 84 to 1478 and encodes 464 amino acids. Gene Ontology annotation, molecular function: protein serine/threonine kinase activity; ATP binding. Gene Ontology annotation, cellular component: autophagosome; cytosol; phagophore assembly site. The transcript is spliced from 2 exons. Lineage: Eukaryota; Fungi; Basidiomycota; Agaricomycetes; Agaricales; Physalacriaceae.